Cygnus atratus (black swan) is the source of this 3551-nucleotide messenger RNA. RefSeq names its product SHC binding and spindle associated 1 (gene SHCBP1). Gene Ontology annotation, biological process: fibroblast growth factor receptor signaling pathway. The record is from RefSeq and is a predicted model, not a curated record. NCBI's taxonomy places the organism in Eukaryota, Metazoa, Chordata, Aves, Anseriformes, Anatidae. The transcript has 13 exons. The annotation marks the transcript as partial.
GGCGCGCUGCAGGCCGGGCGCGCCGCCGACCCGCGGGAGCGCGCCGAGGAGGCGAAACCAGAUCUGCUUCAGGAAGAUGAGGAUAUCAGUAGUGACUAUGGGAGUCGUGACAAACCAGGGACUGCUUUAGGACGGACCAUACCAGAUGGGAAUGUACUUCUUCCAGACAUUUUUCGUACCGAUCAUCUUUUGUUUUAUGAGCGAUUUAAAGCUUACCAGGAUUACAUUUUGGCUGACUGCAAGGCUUCUGAGGUGAAAGAAUUCAUAGCUGAGUACCUGGAGAAGGUCCUUGAACCGUCUGGAUGGCAGGCAGUCUGGCGUACUAAUGUGUUUGAGGUUGUCAUUGAGGUUGUUGAUGUGGAGUACUCGGCUCUCAAAGCGGUUGUUCGACUCAGCGAGCCUUUCCUGUGUGAGUCGCAGGUUAGCACCUUCACGUUGGAAUGCAUGCAGGAGCUCUUGGAGCUGAAGGAGCGUCAGAUCCCACUGCGGGAGCUGUGGGUUGUGUAUGAUGAGUCAGGAGAAUUUGAUCAGACAGCACUAGCCGUGGAGCACGUCAGGUUCUUCUACCAACACAUCUGGAGGACCUGGGAUGAGGAGGAGGAGGAUGAUUUGGAUUACUUUGUGCGAUGUGUUGAGCCUCGACUGAGAUUGCAUUAUGACAUCCUCGAACACCGUGUGCCUUCUGGGCUUGUUGCUGAUUACCAGGAUUACUUGUCCCAAGGUGAAGAGGUCUACAGGAAGUUCUUAAACGUGAGGAACAGCAUAUCAAGCAGCGAUUCAGACUCUGAAGUAGAAAACGUCUCCAUGGUGGAGGGACUUCAGUUGUAUGAGAAAAUAGAGCACUUGAAACAGAAGCUAAAACUAAUUGAGAAUCCACUGCUGAGGUACGUGUUUGGUUACCAAAAAUACAGUGGUCUCCAAGCUAAAGGACAGAGACCAACAGGAACCAAGAUCACUCAUGUUGUAUCUUCCACCAUGAUGGCAGGUCUGCUGCAGUCGUUGAUAAGGGACAAACUUUGCCCUGAAUCUUGUGGUGAAGAACUAGAAAUACAGUUUCACAACGAUCCACUGGCAGCUGUAAGUGCUUGUUACGAAGGAGACAGAGUCAUCAUCUGUCCUGGUCAUUAUGUUGUAGAUGGCGUGUUCUGCAUUGCUGAUUCUGUUGAAUUAGAAGGCUAUGGCCUGCCAGAUGAUAUUGUGAUAGAAAAGCAAGGGAAAGGAGACAAUUUUGUUGACUGUACAGGAGCCAACAUAAAGAUCUCCAAUUUGAAGUUAAUACAACAUGAUGCUGUGGAAGGGAUUUUAAGCGUCCAUCAUGGGAAAACUACUCUGGAGAAUUGUGUGUUACAGUGUGAAACUACGGGCAUAACAGUGCGAACAUCAGCUGAGCUAUUGAUGAAAAACUCAGAUCUGUAUGGUGCCAAGGGUGCUGGUGUGGAAAUAUAUCCAGGGAGUACAUGCACCCUGUUAGACAAUGGCAUACACCACUGCAAGGAGGGAAUACUUAUAAAGAACUUUUUAGACGAACAUUAUGAGAUCCCCAAGAUAAGCAUGGUCAAUAACGUGAUCCAUAAUAAUGAAGGAUAUGGUGUGGUCCUGGUUAAACCAACAAUUGCCUCUGAUGUAAAGGAUGCUUCAGCAAUGAAAGGGAAUACACAGCCUACCUUGUCAGGUGAUGGGAGAGCAUGUAUAGAGGACUUCAGACAAGAACUACCUGAAUGUGUGACUGAUGAGUUGGAGCUUUAUGAGCAAGUUGAGAUUUCUGAAAAAACUGAAGGCAAUUAUGAAAUUGCAAAUGAACUUGGUGUUGCUUCUGUGAAGAAGAACCAGAUGCACAAGAAAAGGCUGAGUAAACUGGGAAUCACAGAAGCUGAUGACAACUUAAUGUCACAGGAAGUGUUUGUUUCUAUUGUGGGCAAUCAGUUCAAAUGGAACGGGAAAGGGAGUUUUGGUACAUUUCUUUUCUGAUUGUCCUGACUCCUAGUGGCAUUGCAAUAAGAGAUUUGCACAAACUGUUAUUUUCACUCCUGCUUUCCAAGGAGUUAACAUGUUCUAUCAGCCUUCCAUAACGUUACUAGAAUGUGACAAAUAUUUAUUGACAACAUAUAUAUUGCAUGUGGAAACUUUUUUCUUCCUUGCUGCAAGCACGUACGUGGUAGAAAACAGAACUCUGCUUAUCAACAUACUUGUUCUUUGCUAGCUCUGAUGAAUUUUGUAGUAUAUUUAUUUAACCUCUCUUAAAAAAAAAUCUUCCAGAAAAAGACUCACCAUGGAAGAGUGGACGACAAAUGUACAGCAAGAAUUUGUACACCUUCCUCCAUGUGUUUGUAAAAGCGCAACUAGCCUGCGGUGCCUCCUAUGAGAGACUGACUGAAUUUUUAUGUUGAACAGAAGCUAGUGAAAUGCUCUUAUGAAAUGUAGUAGUUAGCUGCCAUGCUUUAUACUUGAAGGAUUUUUUUAGGAAAGUUAGCAUCUGGAAACAUAGCAUCAUUCAGUCAACUUGGUGUGCCAUCUGUUUAUUUCCAACAGCAACCCGUUCCUAUGCAACUUUUCCUUAGGGAAGACAGCAUCAAAAUAAACCAUUAAUCUGAAUAAGGAGCAAACAAAACAGCUGUUUGUGUCUGUUAGGUGUGUUCCUACUGUAUAUUUCUGUGCCUUAUUCUAAAAUAUUUAAAACUGCUCUGCCUCUUGUAGCAGCAGAGGUAUUGAAAAUAAAUAGAAAAUUAAAAAAUAAAAAUACUUUGCACUGAAAUCUCAUCAGCACACAGCUGUGGAACAUUCUGCAAAACAAAGGUGUUUCAGUGUCUUACUGUUGUUCUAAGUCUUUAGUUGAAAGAAGACUUGAACGGACAGUCUGAAUGAAGACUCUUCCUUCUCAGUGCUCCUUGAUCCUUAAUUGCAAAUCCAAAUGCCUUAUUCCAAAUGUUUAUACUGUCUUCGGUUAUUGUAGAUCAGUUUUUGAACUGAUAUGUGGAAGUACAUGUGAGAAGAUAAUCAAAAGUGAUGCAGGACGUCCUAUACAAUAUGGUAUUAAGAAGGAGAAAGCAUGUUGCCAUCAAAUAGAAUUCAGAAUAGUUUCUGCAAGUAGCUUAGCAGGUAUAUACCUUUGCUGGAAAUGCAGUGCAUUGCCUAAGUUGGAUGUCAGUUGUCUGCUCCAGGUUUUUCACUCCAUCUGUUUCUUAAACUGCAGUGGGAAUCAAAAUUCACUUCAGUACAUAAUUUGUGUGAGCAGCUGAUGGGAAGAAAAAGAAGAAAUGUAUGUUAGAAGCACUUUUUUUUAUGAACCAUGGAGCAUUAAUUGAAGCUUUUCUAUCCCAGUGCUUCUGGCUUUGUUCUGCUCAGGACACGACUUCAGGACUGCACUUUGAGUUUUAAUGAGACUGAAAACCAUUACAGUGUCUCAUCCUGCACAAAACAACAAAUAUUUGCAUUUUAGUGACUCUAAAGAAAUACUUGAGUCAGGUGAAAACCCAUUGCUCAAGCUAGGACUAGUUUAGUAUCUUAGGCUAUUCAACAAGUCACAUGCCAUGUUUAAUGCUUUGAUAUUACGC